Molecule: messenger RNA, 1974 nt
Organism: Kickxella alabastrina
Lineage: Eukaryota; Fungi; Kickxellomycota; Kickxellomycetes; Kickxellales; Kickxellaceae
Product: P-loop containing nucleoside triphosphate hydrolase protein
Exons: 1
Coding region: 1-1974 (657 amino acids)
Molecular function (GO): nucleic acid binding; ATP binding
Source: RefSeq, a predicted model, not a curated record
AUGGCAGGUCAAUUCAGAGUGUUCGCGGCGCUGUCUAACAAAAGACACACGGCGGUAUGGACAUGCGGCAGGCAGCUCCGAUGCUACAACACCACCAAUACUGACAAUAAUGGCAAUAAUGGCAAUAAUGACAAUAAUGACAAUAAUGGCACGGCCACUACGUUCGCCGAACUUGGCAUAGACGCUCGUCUGAUCCAAAGCGCAUCCACACAUUACAAUAUCCACACGCCGACACCAAUGCAAACAAGCAUAAUCCAAUCGAUCCUCCAACCCAGCACCAGCGGAAGCAGCAACCUCCAUCACACGCUUCUUCGGCACGAAACAGGAUCGGGAAAAACCUUUGGUAUGCUCCUUGCGACACUCACCCUGGCUCUCCAAGCGCAAACCCAACCAUAUGCAAACGAAACCAGCCAGCGACAGCAACAGCAACAGCAACAGCAACAGCAGCAGCAGCAGCAGCACCAACAGCAGCAGCACCAACAGCAGCAGCACCAACAGCAGCAGCACCAACAGCAGCAGCACCAACAGCAGCGCACUUUGUUUCUCGUGCCCAACCGCGAACUUGCCCUGCAGAUCGAGCACUGGGCACACACGCUACUCUCUCCUUUCCCCACGCUUUCACACAAGAAGCUAAUCCAGAGUUUUGUCAGCGGCACGCCCUACGAGCAAGAUCAAAUUGGCAUUUUGCGCCGCCACGGCAUACCCAGAAUCACCCUGGGCACGCCCCGGCGACUCCUUGAGCUCCUCAGCCAGCCCUCUAGGGGGGAACACACGGGGCUGUUGUUUGGUGGAUUGGCUAGGGUGGUUGUUGAUGAGAUUGACGCGGUGUUGAAGUUGCCUGGGAAACACGCCUCGGAGAAGCAAAUCAAAUUAAGGCGGGAGAAACCUAGACCGGGCCAGAUGCUGGUCGAGAGGAUUGUCGGCGUAGCGCCCAAUGAGCAAAAGGACGCAGGUGAUGCUCGGGCUGGGGCUGAGGCUGGAAAAGAGGCUGAGGAGCGGGGCGCUCGGCAGACGCGGAUGCGGAAACAGAACGCCAGGGGAUGGCAGAAGAAAUCAGACGUGCACCUGCUCUCGCCCACCCGCCCCACUGCUGGCGGCGCCAAUGUUAAUUUUGGGCUCGGUGCCCGUGACCGCGUGGCCGAGUCGCCGCCCGCCGUCCAGCUCAUCAUGGCGUCAGCCACGGCCAACAAGGAGCUGCGGUCCUUCCUGCGCAUGCGCAACUGGACAUCGCCAGCGCACCCGCUGCACACCAUCGACAUCCAGCAAGGAAUCACGCUGCCGCCCUCCACAACACACCACUGCCUGGUAAUCGAGAACCAACACUCCAUCCGAAACCUCCACCCAACCAACCCCAGCGCCAGCGCCGACUCCGCAGCCGGCCCAGACAGCUUCAGGCGGCAGCAGAGAAGCCGGGACACGGAGGACGAGAACCCGUGGGAGUCGGAUGUUUCCAGACGGUCGGCGCAGGCGCAAACGCACGUGAUGGACCUGAUGGCCGAGGUGGCAGCCAACGUCAUCCGCGCAGUGCAGCCCUCAGGGCCGACGCUGAUAUUUGUGCGGUCCGACGCCAACUCGGCGCAGUUCGCCGAGAUCCUGCAUACGUUCGGGGUGCCGGCACAGCAGCCGGAGGACAUGGUGACGCACCACCAGCAGCAGCAGCAGCAGGCGCAAAAGAAGACGCCCGCUGCCGACGACGCCGCAAGGAAGGAGGCGGAGCCCAGGCUGGUGUACUUGGCGACGGAGGAAGCUGCGCGCGGCUUGGACAUCCCUGGCACGGCGCUGGUGCUGAUCCUGGACAUUCCCAAAUCAUCCGCUAGUUACGCCCACCUGGCCGGCCGCACGGGCAGAUUCGGACGGCCGGGCACUGUGGUGUCGGUCGUGCCCGUGGGCAGGCUUGGCUGGUACGAGAGCAAAAUGCGCGGCAUCUUCCACUCGCUCAGCAUCACGCCGGCCAAGGCCGACUUUGUAGAAUAG